Molecule: messenger RNA, 1692 nt
Organism: Lathyrus sativus (Indian pea)
Lineage: Eukaryota; Viridiplantae; Streptophyta; Magnoliopsida; Fabales; Fabaceae
Source: the annotation of a GenBank genome assembly
AUGGCUUACAUGUGUGCUGACAGUGGUAACCUAAUGGCUAUUGCUCAACAAGUCAUCAACCAAAAACAGCAACAAGAACAACAGGAACAACAACAUCAACAUCAUCAUCAUCAAAAUCUCAUAGGUAGUGUCACUAACCCCCUCUCUCUCCAUCCAUGGAACCACAACAACAACAACAACAACAACAAUUCUGUUUCAUCACUUCCACCUUUAACCUUCCCACCAACCGACUUCACCGACCCAUUUCAAGUCGGGUCGGCCCCCGACAAUCCCGAUCCCGCUUUCCACUUCCCUCCCCUCGACCCUCACUCCACCACCUUCCGUUUCUCCGAUUUUGAUUCCGACGACUGGAUGGACACUUUAAUGGCCGCCGCCGCCGACGUUGAUGUCGGCGACACCAACACCCACAACACCACAGACUUCCCUCUUAACCCGUUUUCAUCCUGCCCGACCCGACUCUCACCACCCUCGGAUCUCCUCUUACCCGCCACCGUUCCACUCCAAAUCCCAUCCCAACCUACCAGUACCACCACUUCUCACAACAAAAACGUCACCACUGAAACGACUUCCUCAUUACCGUCGUCCACAAACCCACUUCUAAAAUCACUAACCCACUGCGCAAGUCUCAUCGAAACCGAACCAAAUCAAGCCGUGGAAACCCUAAAUCAUCUCAAAAAAUCAAUUUCGCAAAACGGAAACCCAAUUCAGAGAGUUUCAUUCUAUUUCUCUCAAGCUUUAACAAACAAAAUCACCGCAGAAUCACAACUAUCUCCUUCCAUUUCUUCUUCAACUACAUGGGAAGAGUUGACACUUUCUUACAAAGCCCUUAACGAUGCAUGCCCUUAUUCAAAGUUCGCACAUUUAACUGCAAAUCAAGCAAUACUCGAAGCAACCGAAGGAUUCAACAAUAUUCACAUAGUUGAUUUUGGAAUUGUUCAAGGGAUUCAAUGGGCUGCACUUUUACAAGCAUUUGCAACUCGGUCUUCUGGUAAACCUAAUAGUGUAAGAAUUUCUGGAAUACCUGCUAUGGCUCUUGGAACUUCGCAUGUUUCUUCCAUUUCUGCUACUGGUAACCGUUUAUCUGAAUUUGCGAAACUUCUAGAGUUGAAUUUUGAGUUUACACCAAUUACUACGCCGAUACAGAUGCUUAAUGAGUCUAGCUUUUCUAUUCAACCAAAUGAGGCUUUGGCUGUGAAUUUCAUGCUUCAGUUGUAUAAUCUUUUGGACGAGACUACGAAUUCUGUUGAAACAGCGCUUCGUUUGGCGAAAUCUUUGAAUCCUAAAAUUGUUACUCUUGGUGAAUAUGAAGCUAGUUUGACGACCCGUGUUGGGUUCGUUAAGCGGGUUGAAACUGCUUUUAAUUAUUUUGCUGCUUUUUUUGAGUCUUUGGAGCCGAACAUGGCGUUGGAUUCUCCGGAGAGGUUUCAGGUGGAGAGUCUUUUGCUUGGUAGGAGAAUUGAUGGGGUGAUUGGUGUGAGGGAGAGGAUGGAGGAUAAAGAACAGUGGAAAGUUUUGAUGGAAAGUUGUGGUUUUGAACCUGUUAGUUUGAGUCAUUAUGCAAUUAGUCAAGCUAAGAUACUUUUAUGGAAUUAUAGUUAUAGUUCUUUGUAUUCUCUUGUUGAAUCUCAACCCGGGUUUUUGUCUUUGGCUUGGAAAGAUGUUCCUCUCUUGACUGUAUCUUCUUGGCGUUGA